GAGAGAGGGAGAAUGAGGGAGCUCUGCAGCCUCAAGGUCACUCGCUCCCCUCCCUAGGAAAGGAGGAGAGAGAAAAGGCGCGCGGGAACGAAGCCGCCCUCCUCCAGCACCGAGUACCCCUUCCCAGUCCUGCCCUCUUCUUCUCCCCCACUCCGCGCCCCUCGGCUUCUCCGCCUUGCAACCGAGCAGCUGCCGCGCCUCGCAACCCGACUGUCCCCAACCAGCCCUCUCGGCUUCCCGCCCCCUUUACCCACCCUGCCCGUCCUCGCUCCGUGCGUGCGCGCCCGGCGGGCUGCGUGAGGUUUGCUCCGGCUCGGCCAAGAGUCCGCCAGGCGCGAAGCCACCACCGGCUCCUCAGGAGGCGUUCGCCGGCACUUCAGCAGUAGGAGCCUGCGUGCCGUGGAGGGUUGCGGUGCUGCUUGGCUCUUCCACGUCGUGCCCGUCCGCCAGCCUCCUUCCCCAGCCGGCGUGCGCCGGGCUUUGGAGGACGCCAUGCCGGGGGCUUUCAGGUUCUUGCCCCGGCGUAGCUGGGCGGGUGGCGCUCGUCGGUUCUCCGUGGCGGGAUGAUGUGCUGUCGUCGCUGCCGCCACCGCCGCGCCUGCUGGUCGCCCAUCCGAGAGGCCCCGAGUCUCCGCCAUGUCCCCCCCAGCCUCGGCGGCCGCGGCCAGCAGCAGCGAAAGAGGCAGCAGCACCUCGGUGCCUCAGGAGGAGGCGGAGGUGGGCCGAGAAGAGCAGCGGCCAGUGAAGCAGUCCCUCAGCAAGUCACUCUGUAGAGAGUCACACUGGAAGUGCCUGGUGCUCUCCCUCCUCAUGUACGGCUGCAUGGGAGUCAUGACCUGGUGUCAUGUAACCAAGGUGACUCGGCUGACCUUUGAUAGCGCCUACAAGGGAAAGUCCAUGAUGUACCAUGACAGUCCCUGCUCUAAUGGCUACGUCUACAUCCCCUUGGCCUUCCUGGUGAUGCUGUAUGUGGUCUACCUGGUGGAAUGCUGGCAUUGCUACACCCGGAAUGAACUCCAGUACAAGGUGGAUGUGGAGAAUGUACACGAGCGUGUCCAAAGGAUGCAGCAGGCCACACCGUGUAUCUGGUGGAAAGCCAUCAGCUAUCACUAUGUAAGGAGGACGCGCCAAGUCACCCGCUACCGCAAUGGAGAUGCUUAUACCACCACCCAAGUGUACCACGAAAGGGUAAACACCCAUGUGGCGGAAGCAGAGUUUGACUAUUCUAACUGUGGGGUGAAGGACAUCUCAAAGGACCUGAUUGACCUGGAGAACUUUCCAGCCACUCGGCUUCGCUUCACCAAGUGCUUCAGCUUUGCCAAUGUGGAAUCUGAGAACUCCUAUCUGACCCAGAGGGCCCGUUUCUUCACAGAGAAUGAGGGACUGGAUGACUAUAUGGAGGCGAGGGAAGGCAUGCAUCUCAAGAAUGUGGACUUCAAAGAGUAUAUGGUGGCCUUCUCAGACCCAGACAACUUACCUUGGUACGUCUCCCAUUACGUCUUCUGGGUGGCUGCUCUCUUGACUUUGUCCUGGCCCUUGCGGGUCUUGAAUGAGUACCGCACUUCUUAUGUCCACUACCAUGUUGAGAAACUCUUUGGAUUUGAUUAUGUGGCAGUAACACCAGCUGAAGAGCGACCUUUCUGCCGGAGGAUGCCCCGGGUCAACACAGUGGACAGUACUGAGCUAGAGUGGCACAUCCGGUCCAACCAGCAGUUGGUGCCCAGCUAUUCAGAGGCUGUCCUCAUGGAUUUGGUGGGGCUGUCUGGCUGCACUACUUACUCCUCCUGCCGCUAUGGGAGCUACAGACAAAACUGUGAGCAAUGCCACAGGACUAUAAGCAGCUCUUCCAUCUUCUCCCGCAGUGCCCUCAGUAUCUGCAAUGGCAGCCCUAGGAUCCCCUUUAGCAGCAGCCGCUUCUCACUGAGCCGCCUCUAUGGCUCACGGCGCAGCUGCCUUUGGCAGAGCCGGAGUGGGAGCCUAAAUGAACAGAGCUGCCCGACUGAGCAGACCCGUCUGUCCAGCCAAGUCACUGUGGAGGAGGAGGAUCCCCCUCCUUACCAGGAUGCCCUCUACUUCCCCGUCCUCAUUGUGCAUAGAAAUGAAGGCUGCCUCAACCACAGCCACCGCCAUCUCCAUCAGAAUGGGUCCUGUGUGGAGACCUCGCUGUGAUGUAGCUACAUAAAGUGCCCUAUGCCCAGAUGCGGUUUUGGGGAGCAGACAGGGUAGCACAGAAAGACAGGUCCCAACACAUCCCACACAAGUCAGAUGGGAUUACUCCUUCUUGUGAUUCCACAGAGGACUCAACAGCUCCUGAGUCCCAUUCUAGCUCUGGGGACCUGUAAUGGCUUUAAUGUCAAGUGGGCAGCUAACACCACCAUCAAAACUACUACACAGAACUGCAAACUGACAGCCACAAGCAAAAAAAAAGCUGAAACAGCCCAAGUAUGGGGGUGUCUUUCUUCCCAGUUCUGCCUCCAGCUAACCAAGCCACCUUGACAAUCUAUCUAGCAGGAGCAGUCCCUGCCUCAUAUCAUGUGGCAGGCUAUUACCCCAGCUUUGUAGAGUCAUACUUCAAAAGAUAAAUCCAUGGCAGUUUAACAUGGUUCCUUCAGAAGCAAGACAAUUAACUGCACUGAUUUUCCCAGGCACAAGGAGCUGA
This is a messenger RNA of Rhineura floridana, 2659 nucleotides long. It is a transcript of the gene TMEM151B, whose product is annotated as transmembrane protein 151B. The transcript is spliced from 2 exons. The coding region runs from base 637 to 2169 and encodes 510 amino acids. NCBI's taxonomy places the organism in Eukaryota, Metazoa, Chordata, Lepidosauria, Squamata, Rhineuridae. The record is from RefSeq and is a predicted model, not a curated record.